Molecule: messenger RNA, 321 nt
Organism: Aegilops tauschii subsp. strangulata
Lineage: Eukaryota; Viridiplantae; Streptophyta; Magnoliopsida; Poales; Poaceae
Source: RefSeq, a predicted model, not a curated record
AUGCCGCCGCCUCCACCGUCGCGCACGACGGCGAAGCCGCCGCCGCGAGUUCGCCCUCAUCAAGCCGCCUCCUUCCCCUACACCCUCCGGCCUAGACCCGGUAGAACCCUAGUUCCUACCACUUUGGUAUCAGUUAGCAAGGUUCAGGUCAUGUCUUCUGCGCCGCCGCCCACUCCACCCGCGCCGGUGCCCACCCCAACCGCGCCGCUGCCCAUCACCACCGCGCCGCUGUCCUCCCCACCCGCGCCGCUGGUCCCCACCUCCGGCGCCCCCACCGCCCAGCUAUCGGCGCCUUCCACCGCGCCGUCCGCCGCCGUCUAG